ACAGAUUGUAUAUUUGUCAUCCAUGAAAUAAAAACAAUUUCUCGAUGCCAUUACCAACAAUUUUAUGACAACCAACACCGUACGUGGGCCAACGUACGACAGCACUACCAUGUUUAAAGCAAUAGAAAAGUGCAGGACCUCUUAAAGUGAGAAGGGUACGAGUGAUUAGAAAAAUGUCGGCAUCUUUAGGGGUCAGAAGAUCAAAGACUUGUUCGCGAAUGCCCGUUCUACUGGAGCUUUGUAUUCAUUGGUUUGGAGAAAUAAAAGCGCAUGUUAAAGCGAAAGGGUCCACUAAAGAAAACAAACGCCUCCCGACAAAAAUCCUUCGGCUGCUGGCUGGUCUGAAGCCGCCCACUAGAUCGUGGGCUGCAUUUAAAAAUGCAUAUAAGUAUAGUAGGCUGUGCGCGCAGCGUAGGCAGUCGAAGAAACUACCAAGAGUUAUGGUGCGCCCAGAGAAGGUGUUCAUGCUACUAGAAUACCUGUUUCGAAGCCAUGGACUGCGCUGUAGGUAGAA
Messenger RNA from Acanthoscelides obtectus, 514 nucleotides. The record is from the annotation of a GenBank genome assembly. NCBI's taxonomy places the organism in Eukaryota, Metazoa, Arthropoda, Insecta, Coleoptera, Chrysomelidae.